AUUUGCGUAUUUUUGUUUAUUUAUUCGCUCGUUCGCACCGCGCGAAAAAAUGCGACUUGAGGGCAGCUGAGGGGAAAGAGAAACGAGAGCGUCCCGCGGGCGUGAGGCGAGCGUCGAGCGAUUUGACUCGAGCGGUGCGCGAUCCGUGACAGCCUUCAGGGCGGUCGUCGAUUCGCGCUCGUGGUUAGGAUUCGAAUGGCUCGUGGUGGGUCGCUCCUUUUUUUCUCGCCCGGUUCGCUUCUCGCACACGCUUGACACGCUCGGGAUGAUCGACGACGAGAUUAUGGCGGACAAGGGCUUCUUCAUCAAAGUGGUGGACGACGAGAAGGGCAAAGGGCUGUUCUCCAAUCGCGCGUUUAAAGAGGGGGACGUGAUACUCGAGGAGCGGCCUGUGGCCUGCUGUCAGUUCCUGUGGAACUCGGAGUUUGGAUACCUGGCGUGCGACCACUGCCUAAGGCCGCUGGAAACGGCGGAGGAGAACGUCCGCAGGCUGACGGGCAAUUCGAGCUUCGUUGUGCCGCACAAGGAGUGCUGCGAGAUAAACAAGAGCUUGAUAACCGAGUGCCCCCUGUGCGGAGUCAAGUAUUGUAGCGUAGAGUGCCAGAAUGAAGCUUUUCAGAGGUAUCACAGUACGUUGUGCCUGCAAGGGAGAGUCAAGGACGAGAGCCAUCCUCUCAAUCAGUUGUGCGAAACGUGGAAACAAAUGCACUAUCCACCUGAAAAUGCGUCAAUCAUGUUGCUAGCAAGGAUGGUCGCUGUAGUUAAUCAAGCGAACGACAAGGAGGAGGCUCUAGCAAUGUUUUCACAGUUUUGUCAUCGUACCGUCUCUAACGACACGCACGAAAUUGUACACUAUCUGUUGGGGGAGAAGUUUGUGGGCCAAAUCGACGUCCUUCAGCAAAUGAUGAAGGAGGCUCUCAAUACCGAAUACACCGCACAUUGGUUCACGCCGGACGGUUUUAGAAGUCUGUUAGCUUUAGUAGGAACAAAUGGACAAGGAAUUGGUACCAGUUCAUUCAGCCGCUGGGUAAAAAACGUUUCCGCUUUAGAAUUGCCCAAAGACGAGAGGAUUUACAUUGACAAAUUGAUAGAGAGAAUUUAUGACGCCAUGGACGAUGCGGUAGGACCGUUUUUAAAUAAUGAAGGGUCGGGACUGUACAUUCUACAGUCGUCGGUGAAUCAUAGCUGUGUACCAAAUGCAGUCGUUGAGUUCCCUUAUUCGAACAAUACUUUAGUAUUAAAAGCAAUACGAGAUAUAAAAGUUGGCGAGGAAAUCUGUACGAGUUACCUCGAUGAGUGCCAGCUCGAAAGGAGUAGAUAUUCCAGGCAGCAGGCAUUGAGUUCCAUGUAUUUGUUCGUUUGUCACUGUGACAAAUGCAAAGCGCAAGCGAACGAUCCUGAUGUGACGUCUGACGAGGAGGAAUCCGAUGAAGACUGAUGAGUGCCGAGCCGAAGGUGCACAGGAAUAACGAUACAAUUUUCAUAAUAAACAAGAUACGAGAUA
Molecule: messenger RNA, 1504 nt
Organism: Temnothorax curvispinosus
Lineage: Eukaryota; Metazoa; Arthropoda; Insecta; Hymenoptera; Formicidae
Gene: Smyd5
Product: SET and MYND domain-containing protein 5
Exons: 5
Coding region: 266-1438 (390 amino acids)
Molecular function (GO): histone H4K20 methyltransferase activity; protein binding
Source: RefSeq, a predicted model, not a curated record